This is a messenger RNA of Miscanthus lutarioriparius, 1275 nucleotides long. Lineage: Eukaryota; Viridiplantae; Streptophyta; Magnoliopsida; Poales; Poaceae. The record is from the annotation of a GenBank genome assembly.
AUGGAGGCGAAGCAGCGGCCGCGGCACGGCGAGGAGAGGAGGUCGCCGGCGACGGACAGCUCCGGCGGCGGCGGCGGCGAGGAGUACGACCCAUGGACGGCGUGGCUCUACAAGCCGCGCACCAUCUCGGUGCUCCUCGUCGGCGCCUGCCUUCUCAUCUGGGCAAGUGGAGCACUUGAUCCUGAAGGUGCUGCUGCUCACAGUAGCGUGACUUCAAUCAAGAGGGGUGUCUGGGCUAUGAUUGCAGUCUUCCUUGCCUACUGCACGCUUCAGGCACCUUCAACGAUACUUAUUAGGCCCCAUCCUGCUGUCUGGCGCCUGGUACAUGGACUGGCUGUCGUUUACCUCGUUGCUCUUACCUUCCUUCUUUUCCAGAAUCGUGACGAUGCUCGCCAGUUCAUGAAACACCUUCACCCUGAUCUUGGAGUUGAAUUGCCAGAGAGAUCUUAUGGAGCCGAUUGCCGUUUGUAUGUUCCAGAAAACCCUAAAAACAAGUUCAUAAAUAUUUAUGAGACAUUGUUUGAUGAAUUUGUUGUUGCCCAUAUCCUUGGGUGGUGGGGCAAAGCUGUAAUGAUACGAAAUCAACUUCUCCUUUGGGUCUUGUCGAUUGGCUUUGAGUUAAUGGAGCUAACGUUCAGACAUAUGUUGCCAAACUUUAAUGAGUGCUGGUGGGAUAGCAUUAUCUUGGAUAUCUUGAUCUGCAAUUGGUUUGGUAUUUGGGCAGGAAUGCACACAGUCCGUUACUUUGAUGGUAAAACGUAUGAAUGGGUUGGAUUGAGCCGCCAACGAAGCAUCAUGGGUAAGGUGAAAAGAUCGUUGAGCCAGUUCACUCCUGCUCAAUGGGAUAAGGAUCAGUGGCAUCCUUUCAUGGGGCCACUGCGGUUCAUCCAAGUGCUGUUCCUCUGCGUUGUCUUCAUGACCGUGGAGCUUAACACAUUCUUCCUUAAGUUUUGCCUUUGGAUCCCUCCAAGGAAUCCCUUGGUCGUGUACAGAUUGAUCCUCUGGUGGCUGAUUGCCAUCCCUACCAUCCGCGAGUACAACUCCUACUUACAAGACAGCAAACCGGUGAAGAAGGUUGGAGCCUUUUGUUGGCUCUCUCUGGCUAUAUGCAUAGUGGAGCUGCUUAUCUGCAUGAAGUUUGGGCAUGGGCUGUUUCAUGACCCAAUGCCUACCUGGCUGAUCAUCUUUUGGAGCUCGGUUGGGAUUGCACUUGUGAUUUUCUUGCUUUCAUGGUCAUGGAGGAGUCACCAAAGAUUCAGGAGAAAGCAGCUGUGA